AUGGAUCCCAGAAGGUUCGAGCAUGUGGCCCACAGGGGUCGCAGAAUAGAACGAGGAAAUGUAGAUCUCCGAGGCCCCAAAGGAGCAGAAAGAGCCAGGGACACCAUGGUUCAGCUACCCACAAGAUUGGCUGGGGCUCUCACCCAGGAACAAUUGUCUGCAUAUCAAACGAUGUUUAGAAUUCAAGAGGUGACCGCAGAGCUGCGUUCUAGUGACAUAAGACCUCCUCAGAAAAGAAAUAGAUCGCCUUCGCCACCACCAGCAUACGAUACUCGGGGUAAAAGAAUAAAUACAAGAGAACACCGAUAUAGAAGGAAGCUUGAAGAAGAAAGGCAUCGUCUAGUUGAGAUUGUCUUGAAAAUGUUACCGCAUUUUGUUGCACCUGAGGAUUACAAAAGACCUGUGAAGUUUCAAGAUAAGUACUACAUUCCAGUAAGCCAGUAUCCGGGCAUAAAUUUUGUCGGUCUUCUGUUAGGCCCUCGUGGUAAUACACUCAAGAAACUACAGGAAGAUUCGGGGUGUAAAAUAGCUAUUAGAGGCCGUGGAUCGGUGAAAGAGGGUAAAAAUGCUCACGAUUUGCCAAAAGGUGCUAUGAACUUCUCUGAUCCUUUACAUUGUCUCAUCAUUGCAGAUAGUGAGGAAAAAAUUCAAAAAGGGAUUAAAGUAUGUGAAAAUAUCGUAGUAAGAGCAGUCACUUCUCCAGAGGGUCAGAACGAUCUGAAGCGAGGCCAAUUAAGGGAAUUGGCAGAACUAAAUGGUACAUUAAGAGAGGACAAGAGACCAUGCAACGCAUGCGGUUUACAGGGACACAAAAAUUACGAAUGUCCCAGUGCAGAAAGCGUUCCUCGAACAGUUCAAUGCAGGAACUGCGGGCAGCAGGGUCAUGUAACGAAUGACUGUGUUGAGGAUAAUUAUCAGCAGACGCAAGUGACACAAUCCGGAAGGUACAAUCGUUAUACCGACACAAGGGAAUUUAGCUCGCAAGACAGAAAAUUUGAUGUUAAAGGGCAUAAUAAAUAUAACAGUUUUGGCGGCAAUUUACCAUCUCCAUUGUCAUCCUCUUACAAAUCACGUUUCACACGGACAACAGCGGAUCAAUCGUCUUUUCAUGGUUAUGCUGAUAAAUAUGACUACGGAAGAUCAGAUUUAUCUCAAUCUACUCAUGGAGAAACAGGUUUUGGUGCUCCGCCACCUCCAGGAAUGGAUUCUCAAAUAGACCAGUCUAUUCAGUGGGCUGUGCCCGGAAUGACCUUGUCAAAUUCAGUAAAGCCUCUCAGCAAACCUGAUACAUUGCCUCCAGGCAUGAAUUUACAACCCUCUUCAGCUGUUCCAGGUGCUGAUAGUGAGCUCGAAUUCCAAGCGCUCCAUGGUCCACCGGGCCUUGCAUCAGAAGAGGAUGUGGGAGCACCAGAAGACCUUCAAAAACCCCCUGGUCUAUAA
This is a messenger RNA of Zygotorulaspora mrakii, 1440 nucleotides long. It is a transcript of the gene MSL5, whose product is annotated as mRNA splicing protein MSL5. Gene Ontology annotation, cellular component: nucleus. Gene Ontology annotation, biological process: regulation of mRNA splicing, via spliceosome. Gene Ontology annotation, molecular function: zinc ion binding; mRNA binding. The record is from RefSeq and is a predicted model, not a curated record. NCBI's taxonomy places the organism in Eukaryota, Fungi, Ascomycota, Saccharomycetes, Saccharomycetales, Saccharomycetaceae. The transcript has a single exon. The coding region runs from base 1 to 1440 and encodes 479 amino acids.